AAUGCUUCCCUGGACUGGAGUUAGCUGUGAGACAGAUUAAGCUUUUCCAGGCUUUCUCUCCAAGCUGGAAAUCAGGAGACUGGGUUAUGAUGGUGUAAGGGAUGAACAGCCAGUACAUGCGCAGGGAAGUCUUCUGCUGUGAGACAUGCGAUGAGCUCAAAAGCUUCUGGGAAAAGGAGAUUAGCAAGCAGACUUGCUACCGAGAACUUGAAGAAGAUCGUCAGGAGAGAAGCGCUCUGAGAAAGCUUCGAGAAGAAUGGAGGCAGAGGCUGGAGAAGAGGCUGAGAAUGCUGGACAAUCCUGACGAGGAGGGAAAGCAGGCUAACCCCGAGAACUGAGUGUUUCUAGCAAGCCAUCAGGGGCAUCCUUUCCUAAGAGGAAAAAGACUUCUACCGAGUUAGACUGACUUACUAAGCAGAACUUCCCCUAUUUGCUCUCCCAUUUGAGAAAGGACAUAUAUGUAAACCCCACCCUGUGCUAAUGGGAACUGUUAUUCAGCUCAGCACGGCUCCACACAGAGGACAGGGUGGCUGCAGGGGUGGAAUGCUUGGAUUGUUUAAUGCAAAAAACUCUUUGAAUUAGCACCCCACCCCCGGUUUCAA
Molecule: messenger RNA, 602 nt
Organism: Chionomys nivalis (European snow vole)
Lineage: Eukaryota; Metazoa; Chordata; Mammalia; Rodentia; Cricetidae
Gene: Fam240b
Product: family with sequence similarity 240 member B
Exons: 4
Coding region: 102-338 (78 amino acids)
Source: RefSeq, a predicted model, not a curated record